CAUGUUUUGUCCACAGAAACAAACAGGAGAGAUCAGAGUCAGAGAUUCUCAGUGGUCAGUCUUCCCAGAGUCAUCAAACAGACCUGGCCUCCAUAUUCAGUUUGAUUGAAAAGAAAAUGAUGACAUUUGUGAAGAACGAGCUAAAGAUGUUCAAGAGGAUUCUUAGUGCAGAACUCCCAGAAGGCUUUGAGAGUCAGAUUCAGGAUGAGGAAGUGGUGGACCCUGAAGAUGAGAAGCAGGAGAGCAGUGCCAGAGAGGGGGCUCUGAAGAUCACACUGCACAUCCUGAGGAAAAUGAACCAGAAGGAGCUUGCUGACACACUGGAGAAAUAUGAGCUCGCUGUGAUUUGCCAACGUGAACUCAAAUCUAAUCUAAAGAAGAAGUUUCAAUGUGUAUUUGAGGGGAUCGCUAAACAAGGAAACCCAACACUUCUCAAUAAGAUCUACACAGAGCUCUACAUCACAGAGGGUGGAACAGGAGAGGUCAAUAAUGAACAUGAGCUGAGACAGAUUGAGACAACAACCAGGAAACAAGCAAGAUCAGAGACUGCAAUCAAAUGUAAUGACAUCUUCAAACCCUUAACUGGACAAGACAAACCUAUCAGAACUGUGCUGACAAAGGGAGUCGCUGGCAUUGGAAAAACAGUCUCUGUACAGAAGUUCAUUCUGGACUGGGCUGAAGGAAAAGCAAACCAGGAUGUCCAAUUUGUAUUUUCAUUCCCUUUUCGGGAGCUGAAUUUGAUGAAAGAGGACAACCACACUUUCAUUGAACUUCUUAAUCACUUCUCAAUGGAAAACAAACAAUCAGGAAUCUCCAGCUACAACAAGUACAAAGUUCUGUUCAUCUUUGAUGGUCUGGAUGAGUGCCGACUGCCCCUAGACUUCCAGAAGAACAAGAUCUGUUGGGACGUCACAGAUUCAACCUCAGUGGAUGUUCUGCUGACAAAUCUCAUCAGGGGAAAUCUGCUUCCCUCUGCUCUCCUCUGGAUAACUACCCGACCUGCAGCAGCCAAUAAGAUCCCUUCAUGGUGUGUUGACCAGGUGACAGAGGUACGAGGGUUCAAUGACCCACAGAAGGAGGAGUACUUCAGGAAGAGAUUCAGUGAUGAGGACCUGGCCAGCAGAAUCAUCUCACACAUAAAGACAUCAAGGAGCCUCCACAUCAUGUGCCACAUUCCAGUGUUCUGUUGGAUUUCUGCUAUAGUCCUUGAACACAUGCUAAAACACAAGAGAGAAGAGAUGCCCAAGACUCUGACUGAGAUGUACACACACCUUGUGGUGUUUCAUACCAAACAGAAGAAUGAAAAGUAUCUUGGGAAAGAAGAGACAGGUCCACACUGGAAUAAAGAGAGCAUUCUGUCACUGGGAAAACUGGCUUUUCAACAGCUUAAGAAGGGCAAUCUGAUUUUCUAUGAAGAAGACCUGAAAGAGGCUGGCAUUGAUGUUAAUGAAGCCUCAGUGUACUCAGGAUUGUGCACACAGCUCUUUAAAGAGGAACGUGGGCUGUACCAGGACAAGGUGUACUGCUUUGUUCAUCUGAGCAUUCAGGAGUUUCUGGCUGCUGUAUAUGUGUUCCUCUCACUCAUCAACAACAAUGAGAAUGUAAUGGAAAAACUGCAAGCAAAGUCCAGUAUCUUUUCUCUGCUGUUCAAUGACAAUCCUGAAUUUACUCUCUACAGGAGUGCUGUGGAUAAAGCCUUACAAAGUGAGACGGGAAACCUGGACCUUUUCCUCCGCUUCCUUCUGGGCCUCUCAAUGGAGUCCAAUCAGAAGCACUUACGAGGUCUACUGACAAAGACAAGAAGCAGCUCACAGAGCCAUGAAGAAACAGUCAAGUACAUCAAGGAGAAGAUCAGGGAGAAUCUCUCUCCAGAGAGGAGCAUCAAUCUGUUCCACUGUCUGAAUGAACUAAAUGACCAUUCUCUAGUGGAGGAGAUCCAAAGCUACCUGAGCUCAGGAAGUCUCUCAGAACCCAACCUGUCACCUGGACAGUGGUCAGCUCUGGUCUUUGUGUUGCUGACUUCAGAAAAGAAGCUGGAUGUGUUUGACCUGAAGAAAUACUCCAGAUCAGAGGAAGGUCUUCUGAGGCUGCUGCCAGUGGUCAAAGCCUCCAGAGCUGCUCUGCUGUCAGGCUGUGGAGUCACAGAGGAAGGCUGUGCUUCUCUGGUCUCAGCUCUGAGGUCAAACCCCUCACACCUGAGAGAGCUGGACCUGAGUAACAAUGACCUGAAGGAUUCAGGAGUGAAGCUGCUCUCUGCUGGACUGGGGAAUCCCCACUGUAAACUGGAGACUCUGAGGCUGUCACGCUGUCUAGUCACAGAGGAAGGCUGUGCCUCUCUGGUCUCAGCUCUGAGGUCAAACCCCUCACACCUGACAGAGCUGGACCUGAGCUACAAUCACCCAGGAGACUCAGGAGUCAGACUGCUCUCUGCUGGACUGGAGGAUCCACACUGCAGACUGGAGAAACUCAAUGUGGAACAUGGUGGAGAGUACACAAUGAAACCUGGGCUUAGAAAAUAUGCCUGUGAUCUCACACUGGACCCAAACACAGUAAACAGACUCCUCUCUCUGUCUGAGGAGAACAGAAAGGUGACACGUAGGAGAGAGAAGCAGCCGUAUCCUGAUCACCCAGAGAGAUUUGAGGACUGGUACCAGGUGCUGUGUAGAGAGGGUCUGACUGGGCGCUGUUACUGGAAGGUAGAGAGGAGUGGGAGUGGGGCUGAUAUAGGAGUGACAUAUAAGAAAAGCAACAGGAGAGGAGAGGAUGAUGACAGUAGGAUUGGAUACAAUGACAAGUCCUGGAGUCUGUUCUGCUCUGACAACAGUUACACUGCCAGGCACAAUAAUAUUCACAUAGACGUCCCCUCCUCCAGCUCCCACAGAGUAGGGGUGUAUCUGGACUGGCCAACCGGCACUCUGUCCUUCUACAGAGUCUCCUCUGACACACUGACCCACCUGUACACAUUCACCUCCACAUUCACUGAGCCCCUCUAUCCAGGGUUUAGGGUUUGGUAUGAUGACUCCUCAGUGUCCUUGUGUCAGGUGGUCCCUGUGUCAAACACAAAAUGAUGUUUCACUCUAAUCAUGGUCAUGUUCAAUAAGUAUCAAGGCACAAGGCAAGACCCAAAUGCGGACACAGGAGGCAGAUGGUUGGAGUCUUACAAUGUUAAUUAAUCGAAAGGGUCGUGGACAGGCAAAAAGGUCAAAACCAUUAGGUGCAGAGUGGCAGACAGGCUUGUGGUCAAGGCAGGCAGAAUGGUCAGGCAGGAGGGUACAGAGUCCAGAAACAGGCAAGGGUCAAAACCAGGAGGACUAGAAAAAGGAGAAUGCAAAAAGCAGGAGAACGGGAAAACCUCUGGUUGACUUGAAAACAUACAAGACGAACUGGCACAGAGAGACAGGAAACACAGGGAUAUAUACACCAGGGAAACACAGGGAUAAAUACACUGUCCCAGAGAGACAGGCAACACAGGGAUAAAUACACUGGUACAGAGAGACAGGAAACACAGGGAUAAAUACACCAGGGAAACACAGGGAUAAAUACACUGGUACAGAGAGACAGGAAACACAGGGAUAAAUACACUGGCACAGAGAGACAGGAAACACAGGGAUACAUACACUGGCACAGAGAGACAGGAAACACAGGGAUAAAUCCACCAGGGAAACACAGGGAUAAAUACACUGUCCCAGAGAGACAGGCAACACAGGGAUAAAUACACUGGUACAGAGAGACAGGAAACACAGGGAUAAAUACACCAGGGAAACACAGGGAUAAAUACACCAGGGAAACAGGGAUAAAUACACUGGUACAGAGAGACAGGAAACACAGGGAUAAAUACACUGGUACAGAGAGACAGGAAACACAGGGAUAAAUACACUGGCACAGAGAGACAGGAAACACAGGGAUAAAUACACUGGCACAGAGAGACAGGAAACACAGGGAUAAAUACACUGGCACAGAAA
Molecule: messenger RNA, 3962 nt
Organism: Oncorhynchus nerka (sockeye salmon)
Lineage: Eukaryota; Metazoa; Chordata; Actinopteri; Salmoniformes; Salmonidae
Product: NLR family CARD domain-containing protein 3-like
Exons: 7
Coding region: 117-3068 (983 amino acids)
Biological process (GO): intracellular signal transduction
Molecular function (GO): protein binding
Source: RefSeq, a predicted model, not a curated record